GGAAAAAUAAGAGAUUGCUCUAUCACUUUAAAAAUUAAAGCGAUAACAAUGUAUCUUUUUACCUAAUUUUGUAGCUGCCUUUGUCUUUUGCGAUUUUUACAACAUAAUUAUGUCACAUUUUAAUGCUGUUUUAGGUAAACAAUGGUUCCACGAUAGAAAACUCAUUGGGCCAACGUUCCAUUUUAGAAUAUUAGAUCAAUUUGCUGUAGUUUUAUCUGAAAAAGCAGAGAUCCUAAUAAAGUGUCUCGAAAGAGAGAUAGAAAGAGAUUCAGGGAAAGCCGUUGAUGUUUUCCCUCUUAUUGUCAAUGCUGCUCUCGAUGUUAUCUGUGAAACGGCAAUGGGUGUGAAUAUACGUGCUCAAGAAACCGUAACGAAAUAUCAUUCAACAGUAGACAAAGCCUCCGCGUCAAUAAUUAAUCGACUGCUUACACCGUGGUAUUGGCCUGAUUGGUUGUAUUAUUCCCUGCCUGUAGGAAAGAAAUUUAAAUCAACAAUUGAUUUAUUGCAUGACUUCACGAAAGGGGUAAUAAAUAAGAAAAAGGCUGAACGACAAUCGCAAAACGGCUACACAGACAAUGAGGACAAUGAAUUAAAUAUAGGUAAGCGGAAGAGAAAAGCGUUCCUGGAUCUGUUGUUAGACCAGAAUGCGAAAGACGACAUUCCCUUGACCGAUGAUGAGUUGAGAGCGCAAGUCGACACGUUCAUGUUUGAGGGACAUGACACAACAGCGGUUGCGAUGACU
Molecule: messenger RNA, 742 nt
Organism: Temnothorax curvispinosus
Lineage: Eukaryota; Metazoa; Arthropoda; Insecta; Hymenoptera; Formicidae
Product: cytochrome P450 4C1-like
Exons: 6
Molecular function (GO): iron ion binding; oxidoreductase activity, acting on paired donors, with incorporation or reduction of molecular oxygen; heme binding
Source: RefSeq, a predicted model, not a curated record